AUGGAUGGGGUGGAGACCAACUACAACGCAUGGGACUCGCUUGCUGCACUUGAAACAAAUGGGACUGUUGGAUCCAGUCCACUCAUAAUCAAAUCACACAGUGGUACUGGACAAGGCGUCGCUAGUUCAGUGUCAGGAGCGUCAGUGGGUGUGAAUAUCAGACUGGUUUCGGGGGAACUUGAAGAAACUACAAAUCCAUCACUUUCAAAUUAUUGCCACAUUGCCGAUUCUUUAAAAAACGACAACUGUGUCGUGCAAAUCGUAAAUACUCUCCUUUCAGUCACAGCUGGAGAACUUUCCGAGUCGAACUUCACAAACUUACCGUUCACGUUUCCCGAGGGCUCGUCUGGCUCAGGAAAGAGUCAGAUGGGCUUUAAUAUCAAAGCCAAUAUCGGUAAUGAGAGGAGAGUGCACUACUUCCUGUUUGAUCCUCCUAGCUCAACAUCACAGGAUAUUUACCGCAAUUUCCAAAACACUUCAAAGUUGUUCAGCAAGUGUUAUGUGGCGGAUGAGCACAUGUAUAGCUCUGAAGCUUCGUCUCCAAGCUGUGGCUCGUUGUUCAAAGAAAGUCUAUAUAUUUAUGGAUUUAUUUUUGAACUGCUAUCUGAUAAAACUCAGUCAUCCAGAAUAAACACUGAUCUAAGUCAAUGGAUUUCUUGGAAAGUCAUCAGUUUUCAAACAUCUUUGUCAGUCUUUGAAUCAAUACUGAUCGUGGAUGAUUGA
Molecule: messenger RNA, 723 nt
Organism: Batrachochytrium dendrobatidis JAM81
Lineage: Eukaryota; Fungi; Chytridiomycota; Chytridiomycetes; Rhizophydiales
Exons: 1
Coding region: 1-723 (240 amino acids)
Source: RefSeq, a predicted model, not a curated record